AUGUCGUCCACACCAAUGGACCUCGAUCGCCCAGAGCGCAAUGGGACACCAUUGUCACGAAACAUACCCCAAUCGACCACGCCGGUAUCGAAUCUCACCGACGUCAUGUCGUCCUUUCGCCCAACCAAGCUUCUUCGUCGCGAUGACAUCAAAGACCCCCGCCAACCGCCCCAAGUGCUCUCGAUAGACUACAACGACGACGGCGAGCUGCUCAUGACUUCGUCAAGCGACGAGACGAUACACAUUUAUAACGUCAGAGAAGGGAGACACGAAAAGUGCCUCAUUAGCAAAAAGUACGGCGCGAAGCUCGCAAAAUUCACACACACAAGCUCCAGCAUUAUCUACGCAAGUACCAAGCAAAAUAAUGCCAUACGAUAUCUCGCCACACACGACAAUUCCUUCAUCCGCUACUUCGAGGGCCACGAAAGCCCCGUCACCUCCCUGGCCGUGCACCCUGGCAGCGACAACUUCAUAUCCUGCUCGCAGGACAACACGGUGCGCCUGUGGGACACGCAGACCAAGAACUGGCAGGGCCAGCUGCUCCUGCGCUCGCCAUACCUGGCCGCCUACGACCCGUCUGGCACGGUAUUCGCCAUUGGCUGCCCGAGCUCCGGCUCCGUCCUGCUGUACGAUGUGCGCCACUACGACCGCGCGCCCUUUGCGACCAUUGACGUCGUCGACCACGGCCGCGCCAUCGACCCCGCCCACGUCGUCCGCGGCUGGACCCGGCUCGAGUUCUCCAACGACGGCAAGUCGUUGCUGCUCGGCACCCGCGGCGCCGGCCACUUCCUCUUCGACGCCUUCGAGGGCACACUUAAGGCGUACCUGCGCCGCCCGCCCGGCGGUACUACCCGACGACUGGCCGCCGGCGAGGGUGGCAUGAGCGGCGCCAACAACGCCGGCCAGUACGAGAGCAGCGGCGACUGCUGCUUCGCGCCGGACGGCCGCUUCGUCAUCGGCGGCUCGCGCCACGACGUGGUCGUCUGGGACACGCUCAAGACGCCACCGCCAGACAAGGGCUUGGAGCCGACGUGGACGCUCCCUGAUAAGCGCGAGGCAGCUGUGGUUGGGUUUAACCCGCGCUUCAACUUCUUUGCUACUGCUGACGCGGAUCUACUGUUUUGGCUACCGGACCCUCAUGCGUAG
Messenger RNA from Cordyceps fumosorosea ARSEF 2679, 1146 nucleotides. Its product is annotated as WD repeat containing protein 82. Gene Ontology annotation, molecular function: chromatin binding; protein binding. NCBI's taxonomy places the organism in Eukaryota, Fungi, Ascomycota, Sordariomycetes, Hypocreales, Cordycipitaceae. Bases 1 to 1146 code for a protein of 381 amino acids. Gene Ontology annotation, cellular component: Set1C/COMPASS complex. The record is from RefSeq and is a predicted model, not a curated record. The transcript has 3 exons.